Thlaspi arvense is the source of this 1167-nucleotide messenger RNA. Lineage: Eukaryota; Viridiplantae; Streptophyta; Magnoliopsida; Brassicales; Brassicaceae. The record is from the annotation of a GenBank genome assembly.
ACAUCACUCUCUUUAAAACAACCAAAACAAGCAAACAAUGAAAAUCUUGAUUCUACUUAUAACACUCAUAGUAAUCUCAGAGCUUUGCGCUGUGGAUGCAUGUCGAUCAUAUUGUGGAAACAUAACCGUGGAUUAUCCGUUUGGAAUCCGAAAUGGAUGUGGGCAUCCAAGUUAUAGAGAUCUCUUGUUUUGUAUGAACGAUGUGUUGAUGUUUCACAUAAGUUCAGGUUCUUAUAGAGUCUUGGAUAUUGACUACGCGUAUCAGUCCAUAACGCUGCAUGAUCCUCAUAUGUCGACUUGCGAGACCAUUGUGCUCGGUGGCAAAGGCAAUGGCUUUGAAGCUGAGGAUUGGAGAGCUCCUUACUUCAAUCCUACUUCUGAUAAUGUCUUUAUGCUGAUUGGAUGUUCUCCUAAAUCUCCUAUUUUCCAAGGCUUCCCCGAAAAGAAACUGCCAUGUCGCAACAUCUCUGGAAUGAGCUGCGAAGAAUACAUGUCGUGUCCAGCAUGGGACAUGGUCGGAUACAGACAACCGGGUCUAUCGUCCGGGUCGGGUCCACCCAUGUGCUGUGGGAUCGGAUUCGAAUCCGUAAAAGCGAUUAAUUUAAGUAAGUUGGAGUGUGAAGGAUACAGUAGUGCAUACAAUCUUGCACCGUUGAAACUUAGAGGACCUUCUGAUUGGGCUUAUGGUAUACGAAUUAAGUACGAGCUACAAGGAAGUGACUCGUUUUGUCGUGCGUGUGUUGCAACCUCCGGGACAUGUGGCUACGAAUCUGCCGAUGGUGGUGGGCUUAGGCAUGUUUGCAUCUGUGACCACCACAAUUCUACCACAAACUGUGACUCAGUUAUAACACCAACCGUUGCAUCUUCAAGUGUUCGACCAAAAACAAUUGGAUCACUGAUCUUCUGCUUCAUCACAAUGAACAUAAACUUUCAGAGAAGAGUUACCCAUUGAAAUUAAAUAUCGAACUAAGCCUUCCAUUAUUAACCGUUGCUUAAUUUCUCAUACUUUUAAUUUCAUUGUAUGAAACUAUUAUGAAACGUUUUUGUGUAUACUCCCACGAAAUUUUGAUUUGUAUACCAAAACUUGUAGACCGUCAACUGUAUUUAUAACUACUCGAAAGUCAUUCUAAUAUCAUCAAAAGAUAGACCGUCAACUGUAUUUUAUAA